ACUCACUGAGCAGCUCCUGGCCGGUCAGAGUGCAGCGGAGCCCGGCAGCAGCAGCAGCGGGGCGACGAGCAGAGUCUCACCGAGGAUCAACAGCUGAGGAGCGGCGGAGCUGCGGCGGAGCUCCGGUCCUCCCUGCCGGACUUUAAGAGCUUUUAUCCCUCUUCCAUCCUCCGCUCUCCCGCCGGUCUGCGGCGCAUUGUGGAGGAAUAACGGAGUUACCGUGAAAGUGCGUGAAGUACCGUCAUUAUCCCGCCGCUGGCAGCCUGACAGCCGCCAGCAUGAAGAAGAACAACUCCGGGAAACGGGGCCCGAAGGACUCGGUGCAGCAGCACGUUCAGCCCGAUAAGGUGGGCUGGAUCCGGAAGUUCUGCGGGAAAGGGAUCUUCAGAGAGAUCUGGAAGAACCGCUUUGUGGUUCUGAGGGGAGAUCAGCUGUUCAUCUGCGAGAAAGAGGUGAAGGAACUGGGUCGGGCUGACGAGCUGUUGGAUCUGUCGGACUACGAGCGCUGUGAAGAGAUCAAGAAGAACAAGAGUCGCAGCAAAAAGAACCACAGCAAGUUCAGACUGCAGCGCUGCAGCACGCCGGGCAACACGGUCCCGAACCUGGUUUUCCUGGCUGUGAGUCCAGAGGAGAAAGAGUCCUGGAUCAACGUCCUAAACGCCGCCAUCACACGAGCCAAAAACAGAAUCCUGGACGAGGUCACCGUCGACUCUCAGCUGUCUCAUCUGACUCGAGAUCGAGUGAAGAUUCCUCACAACCGCCGGCUGCCGACCAGAGGUCACCUGCUGGCUGUGGCCUCCUCCUCCUCAGACGGGACGCUGACUCUGGAUCUGAUCCAGGAGGAGGACGGUCCGUCUCCUCAGGGAGCCGACGGCUACGACGCCUCCAGGGUCGCCUCGGACAAACCGGAUUGUCCACGGUCAAAAACUGACGGCGCUCUCUCUGCCAGCACCGCCGAGGCUUCUGGGAAAUCCCAGAGCCUCCCCCGCGAGGUGGUGGUGGUGUGGGAGGGUCAGACCCCCCAGCCUGGAAAACGCUUGACAACGGCGGAGAAAAACCGCUGCGCCUCCAUGGAUGAGAUCCUCACGCACUCCGAGACGAAACCUGCAAAGAACAAGACCGGGGCGCCGCCGGACGCCGCGGUGGCGCCCAUCAGCCGGCUGCAGGAGCUGAUCAGACAGAAGCUGGAGAAGACGGAGCGGCUGCUGACGGAGGCGCGGAGGGAGGCGAAGGGGAAGGAGUCCACCGAAGCUGAGAGACUCCUGAAGGAGGCAGCGGCGGCCUGGAAUCAGGCCCGCGAGGUGCUGGAGGAGGUGAAGGAGCUGAGGGUGUUGUACCGACAACUGGACUCCCCCCCCGCCCUCACCCCCUCCAACAGCACCAAGCUGAACCAGGACCACCGGAGCCCGAUGUGAGCCACAGGGACUCUGAGAACUGUUAAAUUAUUUGGAACAAUUCAGGAACCAGAACUGAUCAGAACUUCCUUAAAACCAGAGUGUAGCAUUCAGAUCCAGGUUCUGAAAAUCCCUUAAAGUCUGUUUUUGUUGCACAAACAGGAAACUCUUUAAAGUCUCCAUGAGCCGCUACGAGCUAGCGUCAGCAUCGACCUUCCAGUGAACACAGGCGGACCCGGGACCGAACACAACCUCUGAGACAGACGUUGUUGGUCUGACAGGGAAACCAGUACCGAGGUGGUUUCCUUGUCGGGUUCGGCUACUGGAUGAGUCAGUUAGCGGUUAGCUCCUCUAUAACUGACCUCGGUACUGUAACGUUGUUCUGUCGGUCUCGGAGGUUGUGUUUGACCCGGUCCGGGACUUUAGCUAAAGUCAGAGGGAAACCAGGGAAUAUUUUCUCCAUAAAAUCUGAUCCAGUUUCACCAGAAUCACUGAAUCCAGUUAGAAAGUUGAGCUCAAUAACGAUUAAUCGUUAGUUGGCAUUUAGCUGCAGUUAGCUCCCAGAUGUAACUAGCUCGGUAACGAUUGAUCUCAAACACCAUUAAGACGUAUUGAUUCAAACACUUUGAUUCUGACUUGAUGGAGACUUUAAAGACGACCUGACGUCUCUCGUCAAAGUGAAAGAAAAUGUGCCAAGACGAGAGUUCGGAGUGGAGGACAAACUGUUUCUGUUUUAUUUUUCUCUGUGAAUAUUAAUGUGUCGGUAGAGAAACGUAGUUUAAUGCGUCGCGACUGUAAUAAUGUUUCUUCAGGUACGAUAAUUCCCAUCAGCCUCGGCUGCACUCUGAGUUUACUGUUAUUAGCUCAUGUUAGGAUGCUAGCAUUUAGCUCUUAUGCCUCGAUUCCACCGGGUACGACGACACGUGUGCCGCGUCGUUUGGUUUCAUACUGAGAGGCGGAGCAUUUUCUUGGUUGAUUUGGUCAUUUUUUUAAACUUUACCCGCCGCCGCCACCCGGUGGAAACGAGGCGUCAGUCUCAAGUUCUUGUGUCACUUUUCGUGAGCAGACUGAAGUUGUUUAGCUUCAGGUUACUGUUGAAAAGAACCAGUUUGUUCGUUCGUCUACAACCAGCUGCAGAAUCCAACGUACUAUGCACACGAUGUUCACUCUUCUUCUCUUCCUCAAUGUGAAUGUUUCCUGGAGCCUCCAGUCUCACCUGGAAACUGACUCAGGUGUAAAUGAUCAGGUGUGAAGAUCUUUGAUUGUUCGUCUCUACAGAUGAGGACUCUGUUAGCUCGAGCAGCUACCGGAGCUAACAAUGAACUGAAGCUAAUGCUAAAGAACAAGUCAAACUGAAACUAUAAAUCAAAAUGUUGGUAAAAAAAAACCAGCUGGCUAACUGCGCAAUAAUGAGAAAUGUUGCUAACAUAAGCUAGCAAGCUAACAUUAAUUAGCUGACAUUAACUAACUAAUGCUAAUGUAGCAUCCUAGCUAUAUUGUAGCUAGCUAGGAUUUUAUAAAUGUCAGUUAACCUGCAAUGAGCUUAUGCUAAACUAACAAUUAAUUUAACUAUUGAUUAAAGGUUUACACAUUAUCUCAUAAGUUUAUAUCAUUAUUUUAAUAUUUUUACUUCCGUAUUUGUCUUUUCCUUACGACGAGUAUUUAUUUUUUUUGUGGAAAUUACGAGAAUAAAGUCGCUUAACAUUACGAGAAUAAAGUAGUAAUUUUAUGAGAAUAAAGUCGUAACAUUACGAGAACAAAGUAGUAAUUUUAUGAGAAUAAAGUAAUAAUAUGAGAAUAAAGUUGUAAUAUUACGAGAAUAAAGUAGUAAUUGAGCCUUUUGGCUCAGCUAGUACAACAGUUUAACGAUGAAUUGAUCGUCAGAUCUUGAUAAAUCUAUCGAAGCUUUUUUCUCAACAAAAAUUUCCCAAAAUUUUUUUUUUUGUUUUCUUAGUAUGGCCCUAAUACUCGUCGUAUUUCCUGGAGGAGUUCCUGACUCUGCUGAGACGAACAAUCAGGAAUCAUUUGAACUGGAUGAAAUGAACGACGGUAGCUUCCAGUGAGCAGGAAUCAAACACAAGUGCAGUUUAAAACAAUCAGAGUUUAUUUUUAUAAACCAGAUUCAGACUUUUGUACUUUAGUUGAAGCAAAAGAUUCCCACUCGCAGUAUUUUUGUAAGUGAAAGAACUGGAUUCAUUAUCCUCCUGUUCAAUGUUCCUGCGAGCUGCUUUCUGAGUUUCACACUGUUCCUUUUGUCCAGCAGGCGGCGCUAAAGAACGCAACGACCGCGACGAAAAUGAAAACAUGAUUGUAAACAAUGAAGGAUUAAAACUAUAUUUUAAAGUUGUCUUUGUUUUAUGAGGAAUAAAAUGUGUUUCACGUG
Messenger RNA from Morone saxatilis (striped sea-bass), 3777 nucleotides. It is a transcript of the gene plekho1b, whose product is annotated as pleckstrin homology domain containing, family O member 1b. Bases 279 to 1415 code for a protein of 378 amino acids. Lineage: Eukaryota; Metazoa; Chordata; Actinopteri; Moronidae. Gene Ontology annotation, biological process: regulation of myoblast fusion. The record is from RefSeq and is a predicted model, not a curated record. The transcript has 6 exons. Gene Ontology annotation, cellular component: muscle cell projection membrane; ruffle membrane.